CACGCAUCUUGAAGCAUGGUGCCAACCAGCCCGAUCCUGCGCGCGCUCUGGAUGCCCGAGGUCCUCCGCAGCAUCGUCGCCUUCCAGGACGGUACGCCCGAGGAGUUCGUGCCCUUCGUCGUCGCCUACGACAACACCUCGCUCUGCCUCCGCUACGACGACCGCCCGGCCUUUUUGCUCCUGCUCGCCACGUCCGGCGUCCGCGGCUUGCGCUGGGUCCACCGCCACCGCGCCGACUACAUGUCGAUCGAAGUGCCCGAGUACGUUGCCGCCUCGGGCAACAUCGACGCGCUGCGCUACGUGCACGACGAGGCGGCGAUGCCAUUGACCGACCUCGUGCUGGCCGCGGCCGCCGAGCAAGGCCACUUGGCCAUGCUGCGCGCAAUCCUCGACCUGUGCCCCGAUUUGGACUGUACGAAGGCGCUCAACCUCGCGGCCGAGAAUGGCCACGGCCAUAUCGUCGCGUACCUCGUUGAGACACUUGGCGUCGAUGGCUCGGCGUACGCUUUGGAGCGCGCGGCCCGCCAUGGGUACAUUGCGAUCGUGCGCAUGCUCGUGUCGGCCAAAGGCAUCCGACCGCGCGACUGCAAGACCGCCAUGGAGUACGCGUGGCGCUUCCAGCACACACAUGUCAUGGACCUGCUGCACGAGCGGGCGUUGGUCCCGUACCCGCCGCCGCCAAGCCGAACCGACGUCGCGCUUCCGAUCGCUGCGGUCGCGGCCAUGACUGUCCUCGCAUGGCUCUUUGCGUAGAGCAACGACGACUAGUAUAUAUUUACGCCACCCCAAUAAUCUAAAUACGACGCAACCUCACGUCGCUUCAUCUUGCAGA
This is a messenger RNA of Saprolegnia diclina VS20, 832 nucleotides long. RefSeq lists its product as hypothetical. The coding region runs from base 16 to 753 and encodes 245 amino acids. Lineage: Eukaryota; Oomycota; Saprolegniomycetes; Saprolegniales; Saprolegniaceae. Gene Ontology annotation, molecular function: protein binding. The transcript has a single exon. The record is from RefSeq and is a predicted model, not a curated record.